Molecule: messenger RNA, 1515 nt
Organism: Magallana angulata
Lineage: Eukaryota; Metazoa; Mollusca; Bivalvia; Ostreida; Ostreidae
Product: carbohydrate sulfotransferase 10-like
Exons: 2
Coding region: 193-1359 (388 amino acids)
Biological process (GO): carbohydrate biosynthetic process
Cellular component (GO): membrane
Molecular function (GO): sulfotransferase activity
Source: RefSeq, a predicted model, not a curated record
GCAUGCACGCAAUUAGAAUUGACGCAUCUUAAUUAGAUAAGUCCACAAACUGAAAGGUACGCAAUUUGGUAUAAUUGUCGACAUUGGAAUAGAACUAGCUUCUUUUCCUUAAUCAGAUUAAAACUUGUUCAUACAAGUGAGACUGGGAUUGCAUUGAAAUGAUAUUUCUACAAAUAUACUAGUGUCAGGAUCAUGCCUGAUUUGCCUCGAACGUUUACGAGCGGUGCCGUGAUAUUUCUCGCCACUUGCUUUCUGUUGGAUAUUUAUUCCAGGAUUUAUUACUUUCCAUGGCAACCUGGGAAGCAUAUCACGUUCAAUCAUACAACCACAACACAACCUGAAACAUGCGCAGUACAGGAACACAUGUUAACAAUUUGGGAAAGAAAUUCGCUUUUGCGACAAAAAUGCAGUCUUGCAAAAUACCGUCAUGUCUCUACCAACGUAACCUUUUACCACUGGAAGAAUCUAAAUUAUUGCAAGGUUCCUAAAUGUGGCAGUACUUUCUGGAUGCAAGUUUUUCUAACCUUAGAAAAGAUAAAAAGCGUUGAAGACGUCUUUGGCAGCGGGCGUAACAAAUAUCACACAAUAGCCAUGAACAAAACAUCUACUUGGGAUCACGUAUCUAGUAAUGACGUCAUUUUCCACGUAACAAGAAAUCCUUAUUCACGUUUAUAUUCCGUAUAUAUUGAUAAAAUAUAUCUACCGGGAUUCUGGAAAUUCACCAAAAAAAUAAAUGAAAGAAAAGGAAGAGAGUGUUCUACCUCUGUCAGGUUUGGAGAAUUUUUGGAUUACAUCAUGAAAGAGGAAGUCUACGAUCCACACUGGCAUCCUGUCUCUGAGUUAUGUGGCUCUUGUAGAGUACCUUACAACGUUAUCAGCAAACAAGAAACUUUCAACAACGACGUACGCUUUAUACUCAACCAGCUGUCCAUAGAGGGACCCUUAAAACAGGAAUUAUUGAAAAAUCUACAGAAAAAACAUACUGAAAAUUCCAUCAAAGAAAUCACCCCACUCAUGAUCGGGCGGGCACGACAGGAUCCAUGUUUGACAUUCAUGCAGUUCUGUCAGAGGUUGUGGAAGUCUUUCCAAAUUCAGGGAUAUAUAUCUGAUUUGAUAUCCUUCCCAGCUAACAGUUUCAGAAAUCUGAAUUAUUCGAACUUUUCAGCUAUUUUAAAUAAUUACUUAAAAGGUUCUCAGAAAAUCGUUAUGACUGAAGUUAUGAAGAAGCUUCAGCGCAAGAAGCAUCUGUCAAGGGCGUAUGAGGGUAUCAAUCGCAAAACAAUAAAGACCUUAAAAAGAAAGUACAGAACUGAUUUUGAAUUGUAUGGAUACUCCUACGAACUACCGAGAGUUCAAUAAAAAAUCGGAAAGCAGGAAGCAUGGAUUAAAGGAGGGAUAAACAUAAACUAUGCUAUAGAAAAACCACCCAAACUGGCAUAUAAGUUUCUUUAAUAUGUUACUUUGUAUUUGAAAUUAAAUAUUAAUUUGAUUUUAUUAUUAUUAUUAAUUUAAUAU